AUGCUUAACAGCUCUAACGAGAGGAAGGGUUGCAUGCCAUUUGUCGUCGAUCUUAACGAAACUCCUUCUCUUUCUCCUCCUCCUCUUGCCGGAGAUGAUACUCAUGCUGCCUUUUCUUCUCCUCAUCAUCCGCCUCCGGUGGCUUCCGGCGAGGCGAGUAGUGAUCGUAGAGGUAAGCGUGUGUUCCUGGACAUCAAUGCGUUACCUAGUGAAGCUGAAGGACAAGACGAAGAAGAAGAAGAAGAAAGCACUCAUUUUGUUAGUUCCAGCAUGCAAUCUGUAGGAAGGCAUUUGUCAAGUGACUGUCCUUCCGAUACGUCACUAUUGUUACAGAAGCAGAGUGAAUUGCUUCUACAGAAUUUAAGACAAUUUGUUUUAGAUUGCAAUGGUGUCCUAGAAGAUGGUUGGAGAGUGGAAUUUUGUUAUUCUCAGAAAAAAUGCGAAACCCUUGCUGUUUACUGUUCACCAGAUGGACAUAGAUUUGAUUCAAUGGUUGAUGCUGCGUGUCAUAUUGGUCUGCGGAUGUCUCUGAAUGAGAGUCGUUCUGCUUUGGAUGCCGCGAUGACUGAAGUUACCCGAGUUUCGCGGGAGAAUGAGGAAUUAAAGAUCCAGAACACUGCUCUUACAAAUCAGAGAGAUUACUUUCAAGCUAUGUUGAAGAAGGGGUUUCGCGAUGUCUGCUCUCUCCUUCUGCGUACAACAAAGGAACAACGCAAGAUUCUUGAUUUAGAUGUGACUAGACUAAACUCCUGCCUAGAAGAUUUGAAAGUGUAUAAGGAGCCUCCUGCGAAAUCUGCGGCUCCCCAUUGUGUCUGAUUCUGUUCCUGCCCUUGAUCCGCCCUUUGAUCCUCGGAAACUUCCAAGUUAUUUUGAUGCUGAUUUGUCUGGUUUAGAUCAUCUCCAAGGGGAGUCAUCAAAUCAUCUUCAAGGGAGUCACACUCUCUUUCAUCAAAAAUGGUGAAGGAAUUUUUCUUUCACCAUUUCACUUUUUGAAUAUAAUAAUAUGGUUAAUUUACACUUUAAUACAUAUAAUUUGUAAUUGUAUUUAAUUAAUUACUUACUUAUUAAAUAAU
Molecule: messenger RNA, 1073 nt
Organism: Mercurialis annua (annual mercury)
Lineage: Eukaryota; Viridiplantae; Streptophyta; Magnoliopsida; Malpighiales; Euphorbiaceae
Exons: 2
Coding region: 1-816 (271 amino acids)
Molecular function (GO): DNA binding
Source: RefSeq, a predicted model, not a curated record